Molecule: messenger RNA, 1481 nt
Organism: Anolis sagrei ordinatus
Lineage: Eukaryota; Metazoa; Chordata; Lepidosauria; Squamata; Anolidae
Gene: HBEGF
Product: heparin binding EGF like growth factor
Biological process (GO): epidermal growth factor receptor signaling pathway; positive regulation of cell population proliferation
Cellular component (GO): plasma membrane
Molecular function (GO): epidermal growth factor receptor binding; growth factor activity; heparin binding
Source: RefSeq, a predicted model, not a curated record
CUCCCUGCCUGGGCUUCGCUUACCCGAGGAGUUUCGCUCAGAAGGCACUCUCGACGGGACAGCAGCCGGCUGUGAGAGGGACGCUGCUCAGCAGCAAGGGAGGCCGGCGCGGAAAGAGGACCCACUCGCUGCCUUCCCAUCCAAGACACGAAGGCCUCCGGGAUUCUUAAUCUGGCUUUCCCAUCGGGGCGAGCAAGCGCCAUGGCGGGCUCGCUGGCCAUCUGGAGCGCUCUCUUGGCCACAGUUUUCUCCAUCCUGGUGAAUGGUGAGGAGACUGGGCUGCUCCCGAAUGAAGUCUACAAAAAAGAAGGCAGAGAAGAUUGGGUCGAAUCUCAGCUGCUUCCAGCCAGAGAGACGCUGGAGCGUGAAGUCGAGAGAGAGGGAGCCAUGUCAUCCUCAGGCGAUAACCUCAGCGAACUCCCUCGAGUUGCUUUCCUGUCGAAGCCACAGGAUCCUGUAACGCCAAAGAAGGAAGGAAAUGGGAGAAAAAGAAGGAAGGGGAAAGGGAGAAAGAGAGACCCCUGUUUGCGAAAGUACAGAGAUUAUUGUUUUCAUGGAGAGUGCAAAUACAUCAAAGCUCUAAAAGCUCCAUCUUGCAUAUGCCAUUCAGGGUACCAUGGGGAGAGAUGCCAUGCCUUUAGUCUUCCGGUGGAAAAACACCCCCACAGUUACGACCACACAACUAUACUAGCAGUCACGGCAGUUGUGCUGUCAUCCCUGUGUCUUAUCAUCAUUGCUGCAUUACUGAUGCUCAGGUGCCACAAACAAGGUGUAUAUGAUGUAGAGAACGAAGAAAAGGUGAAACUGGGCAGCACUAGCAACCAUUGAGACAUUCUGGAACUGCAAGGAUUCAGCAGUGGGAAGACCUACUUCAACAACCCAAUGGAUAAAGCUCAUUUUCUGGGACACAUGUCAAAGUUGAAAGGGGCGCUUGUGUGAGUGGAAGGAAGUGCUCUUUUCCCAAGGGGAUAAUGACAGUUAUUUGCUUUGUUGAAAAAGCAAUUUGCCGUCCCCAAAUUGGAAGAAUUUUCCAAACAAAUCUGAGAGAGACACUUCUCUGCAGAAGGUGCAUCCCUGAUGCGGAGCCACAGAUUUCGGAGAAAAGUUGGACUUUGCCUUGGCACCGUUUGAAAGUGAUAUCUUCACAAGCAAAGAAACCACAAACCUGCAAACUGGAUUCUACAAGCACCUGCUGAGGAUAUAACUGUGAAAGACUUUCAAUCUGCUGAAGAAGUCUAAUUUUCAACUUAAUUAAAUGGAGGAAAAUAUUUAACAAAUAUUUCAUUUUAAAUUAUAUAUUUAUUUUAGAUACGUUGUAUAUAUUAUUUAUUUAGGGGUUGAUCCUGUCUGAAGUCUGAGACAGGAAGAUUGUGCAGUGUAACAUCCUAAUAAAUAACCCUUUGUUAUACUUGCUGUUACAUGAAAACUAAUUUUGGGGUGCAUGGAUUAAAAUAGCUGAAAAGCGAGAAUUUCUAAUAACA